AUGGCAAUGAACUUUCUAAAAGAUAAUUUACUUUCGAGUAAGCAGAAUGAUCGAAAAUAUAAAUUUACAUCAGGUAAACAAGCAUUAAAGUCUAAUCAAUUAUUUACGUUUACCAACAGCAACGAUGAGCCGAUUGAGUUAGGUGUGAUCGAUUCAGAUGAUGAACAACAACAAGUAUUUGACCGAUUAAAACUUAAUGAAUAUGAGACUAAAAAUGGUAAAGAUGAGUUACUCGAAUUAGACGACGAUGUUGAAGGUGAACAAAAUCGAAUUUUACGCUCAAGAAUACUUAAACCAGAUCAAGAAACAAGACCUGUUGCACACGGAGGUGCAUCGAUUGUGAUUGUUGAAAAAGCAAUAAGGGAAAAUGAAACACUACAAGCUUUCGCAAUACGAUACAGAGUGCCAGUAUCACAAAUUAAACGCUUGAAUAAUCUUCACACUGAUCAAGAUUUCUAUGCUUUGACCAAAUGUCGGAUACCCGUGAGACGUUUUGGUUUACUUCAUGAAUGUGAUUUACCGUCGAAUCCAACCGUUGUAGACAUUGAACAACAGCAAGCACCGUACGUGUCUUCCUUAUCGUCAUGUUUAAGAACAACGAUGCCUGUAACACAUUUAUGUCAUUAUAAUCAGAAUAAAGAUGAAAACUCUCAAGUACAGGUUAAAACAUUUUUACAAGCAAUGGAUAAUGAUUUAAAAUUAAUGCGUGAAAAAGUUGCAAAUACCAUGAAAAAAAAUGUAACUGAAACAACAUUUCAUUCUUCAUUUACGAGACAGUAUUCACCGUUUAACCGUCGGUUAAACAUAAUUCGUUCAGCAGAAAAACAACAAGAUGAUUUGAAUUGUGAUGGUGCUGAUUGUGGUGCUAAAUGGUGGUAUGCCAUUUUUGUUAUUAUACUUUUUGCAUUGUUUAUACCAUUAAUUUAUGUUUAUAAUUAUUUAAAAAAAUGGAAACAAACAUGA
Molecule: messenger RNA, 963 nt
Organism: Didymodactylos carnosus
Lineage: Eukaryota; Metazoa; Rotifera; Eurotatoria; Philodinida; Philodinidae
Source: the annotation of a GenBank genome assembly